This is a messenger RNA of Triplophysa rosa, 820 nucleotides long. It is a transcript of the gene sst6, whose product is annotated as somatostatin 6. Gene Ontology annotation, cellular component: extracellular region. The record is from RefSeq and is a predicted model, not a curated record. Gene Ontology annotation, molecular function: hormone activity. The transcript has 3 exons. Lineage: Eukaryota; Metazoa; Chordata; Actinopteri; Cypriniformes; Nemacheilidae. Gene Ontology annotation, biological process: regulation of cell migration. Bases 161 to 511 code for a protein of 116 amino acids.
GCAUAGGCUGUUUUCUGAGGGAGAGGGGAGGAGUCAGGAUACUGACGUCCCGUACCGAGCUGCUGCAGUUUACUCUGACAAAUACCAACACUGUAAGAUCGGCACCUCCUUUAAAGCGGAUGUGUUAUCUUAUUUUAGGACGCUUCUAUAAAACCUGAGAAUGGGAGCUGGAUGGGAUCUUAGUUCGGCUACAGACAGAAGCGUGUUCAUCAUGCGGGUUCUGCUGGCUCUGUUUCCUCUGCUUCUCAUGGUCUGGAACAGCACUGAAGCAUUACCUGUACAGGACAAGCUAUCACACACCAAUGAGGUUCUGACUGAAGACCAGAAGGACCUGCUGAAGAAGAUGAUGACUGAUAUGGAAGAGCUGAACCUCACUGAUAAAGAACUAAAAGAUCUUGAUCCUGAUCUUGUGAAUGGUACACUGGAAGAGCGGUCUACUUUUGAAAAGACGGAGCCUAAAGAUAAAUCACCAUGUAAGCUCUUCUUCUGGAAAACCUUUUCCUCAUGUUAACAUAUAAAACAGAUGAUAUAAUGUGCCUGUUCAAUCUACAAUCCUGCCUUAACAGUUAACCGAUAUCUAAUAACUACUCGUAAUGAAAUGAAGUGUAUUCCCAGGCAUGUGCAGUUUUUGUGUUGUAAUGUGGCAAAUCUGUAUAACUGUUGAAAGAAAUGAUGUAUCUUUAACCAGUUACUGCUUGAACAAAUCCUCAAAUAUUGUGGCCUUUUUGCAUGUACACUUUAAUACUGUUUGACAUCCAGACAAAGGUAAUAAAAGUUCUCUAAAUCUCCACAUGCCAAAUGUGAGUUGGCUAAUUCUUUA